AUGAUGCUGACACAGGAAGAGGACAGAAAGGAGGGCAGAGCAGCAGGGAAGCGGACAGGGGAUGGGGUAGGGGGUAAAGUGAGGACAGGGUUAAAUCUCUUUGGAACGUGCGCAGAGGACCGCACUGUUGUGCUGGAGGUCUCGCCGAGCCACACGCAGGGGACGAGGAGGGGGACCAACGGGGCGGCCCCGGUGUUCGUCCUUUCUGUGGUUGGACGGGGCAUCCGGCGCAGCUGUGGAGCACGGGAGGUGAAGACGCUGGUGAUGAUGAUGAUGAGUGGCCUGGCAGCUCGAGCUGGCACUUGGAUCUCGCCAUCAGUUUGUUUAUUUCUGUGCGCUCUUGUCUUUCUCCCGCCGUGCGCUCACUCGCACCCACAGCCGUGCCAGGUGUUGAAACGGAUUGGCCACACGGUUCGAGUUGGGGCUCUGCAAGUUCAGCCUCGCUUGCUCUCCGCCACUAAUGGAAGUGGUUCUGAAGAUCGGGAUACAGAUCGAGGUUUGAUAGGAAGCCCUGAGCGCGGGUUGGGUUUUGAAAAGCAGGUUGAAACAAGUGUCAGUGCGUCUGGAUAUGGAAGUCUCAGGACUAGGGGCACCGUUAAUAGCCAGCGGGGGGGCAGCAGAAGUAAGAACCAGGCACGGCAGCGGGAGGAGAACACCUCAAGGGAGAACAGCGUGUUCGCACCCCGCGACUCGGCCCUCCUCGCGGUCGAGGCUCUCAAUCGGGCCGGAUUGCUGCCAUACAAUUUAUCCCUGGAGCUUGUAAUGGCUGUUGGGUCCGGACUCGGCGAACUGCCCGCGUUCUCCUCUUCAUCUGCGGGCAGCCCCGCAGAGGAAGACCCCCUGUCCUUCUUGGAGAGCGUGUGUCACACCGUUGUCGUGCAGGGGGUUUCUGCCAUGAUCGCAUUUCCACGGAACCGGGACGAGUUCGUCAAGUUGGAGUUCGUGUCGCUCGCUCUCCAGGUGCCAGUCGUCAGCGUUGUGCAAAAGGAGUUUACGCGCCAAAGUGAGAAUCCACUCCAUUUCCAAAUGGCGAUGCAGACCGUAGAGGCCCCACCAUCUCGUCUACUUUAUUCCCUGCUGAUGAUGAAUGGCUGGUGGGACAUCAGUGUUCUGCUCUGUCAAGAAUGGGACAUUAGUGACUUUCUCCUUCUCAUCAAGAACAACACACGCUUCCACUUGGGCAAUCUUGUCAAUCUGACAAGUACCGCCUCUGCCUCGACUUCUUCCUCAUCUUCAUUAUCUCUUUCAGGAGUGGCUUCAGGUGUUACUUCAGGAAUAGACGCGUCCUCAUCUUUGUCUUCUUUACCUUAUUUGCCUCCUGCUGCCUCAUCUUCUGCUUCCUCAGCCACUUCAUCCUCUAAAUUAGACCAGCAGCAGGCUCUCAUGCGGCAGCUGGAAGCACUAAGAGAACCAUCAUCAACAACUGGAGUGGUUACUUUUGGGUGCGAGAUUCGCGAAGUACGUCGCCUUUGGACUCUGGCUACUCGGAUAAUGCUCCCAGACUUUCACUGGGUUCUGGGGGACAGUCAGAAUGUGGCCGAGCUGAGAACAGAGGGAUUGCCCCUGGGGCUAUUGGCACAUGGGGUCAUGGGGUCCCCUUCUCUGGAUCACUACGUCCAUGACUCCGUGGAGCUGGUUGCACGGGCAGUUGGCAGUGCAGCCCAGGAGAAUCCUGCCCUGGCACUCAUACCUGGAACCACUAACUGUAUGGAUGUACAACAAAGCAAUGGCAGCUCAGGGGAAUACUUGGCACGAUUUCUGUCCAACACAUCAUUCGAGGGCCAGAGUGGGUUUAUAUCCAAAAACACUAACAGCCAGAAAGUUAUGUCAGAGUCGCAUCACUACAUCUGGUCCCUUCAGCUGGACCCCCUGGGCCAGCCAACCUGGACUCGCCUGGGACGGUGGAGACGGGGGAAUGUUCUAAUGGACCAGGGAGCCUGGCCAAUCCAUCAUGGUUCUGGGGGCGGCGGUGACUGGCGUCGAUCCACGCGGCUUCACAUGCGGGUGGUAACUCUGGUGGAGCACCCGUUUGUAUUUACUCGUGAGGUGGAUGGGGAUGGGUUGUGUCCUGCAGGCCAGUUGUGCCUCGACCCUCUGACCAAUGACUCUUCAGUUUUGGCCAGACUUUUCAAGAACCUUUCAGGGCGCAAUGUAUCUGUUCCAACAGAGCAUAAGAAGUGCUGUUAUGGAUACUGCGUUGACCUGCUGGAGAAGCUGGCAGAGGACAUGGGAUUCACUUUUGACCUUUACAUUGUUGGUGAUGGGAAGUACGGGGGGUUCAAGAAUGGUCGCUGGACAGGAUUGGUGGGUGAUCUGCUCAGUGGCGCUGCCCACCUGGCAGUGACUUCUUUUAGCAUUAAUUCAGCCAGAAGCCAAGUUAUUGACUUCACCUCACCCUUUUUCUCCACCAGCCUUGGAAUUCUGGUUCGGACUCGUGAUACAGCAGCCCCCAUUGGUGCCUUCAUGUGGCCUCUCCACUGGUCCAUGUGGCUCGGCAUCUUUGUCUCCCUCCACGUCACAGCUGUUUUCCUCACCCUGUAUGAGUGGCACAGCCCAUUUGGUAUGACACCACGAGGACGCAACCGCGACCGGGUGUUCUCCUUCUCAUCAGCGCUCAAUGUGUGCUACGCUAUUCUUUUUGGGAGAACAGUGGCUAUCAAGCCACCUAAGUGCUGGACAGGCCGUCUGCUGAUGAAUCUCUGGGCCAUCUUUUGUCUGUUCUGUCUGUCCACCUACACUGCAAAUCUAGCUGCUGUCAUGGUUGGGGAGAAAACCUAUGAGCAACUGUCGGGGAUACAUGACCCAAAGUUGCACCAUCCCUCUCAGGGAUUUCGAUUUGCCACAGUGAGAGAAAGCAGUGCAGAGGACUAUCUCAAAAAGAGUUUCCCUGAGAUGCAUGAGUACAUGAGAAGAUACAAUGUCCCAGCAACACCAGAUGGCAUACAUAAUCUCAAGGCUGACCCUCAGAAACUGGAUGCAUUCAUUAUGGACAAAGCUCUACUGGAUUAUGAAGUCUCCAUCGAUGCAGACUGCAAGACACUAACAGUUGGAAAACCCUUUGCAAUUGAAGGUUAUGGGAUUGGCCUCCCUCAGAACUCUCCACUCACCUCAAACUUCUCGGCGCUUGUUAGUCAGUACAAGUCAGAUGGCUUCAUGGACAUGCUGCAUGACAAAUGGUACAAGGUUGUGCCCUGCGGGAAGCGCAGUUUCGCUGUGACUGAGACGCUGCAGAUGGGCAUUAAGCAUUUCUCCGGUCUGUUUGUGAUGCUCUGUGUGGGCGUGGCCUUAUCCCUACUGACCACAAUUGCAGAACAUAUUGUGUACAAGCUGGUCAUCCCAAGGGUCAAGGAGCCACGCUUCAAAUACUGGCUGCACACUAGCCAGAGAUUACACCGUGCGCUCAACUCCGUCUUCAAUGAUGACAAACUACCAACUGUAACCAAGCCUGAGAAGAGAUGCAAUGAGGGAAACAAUCAGUCAGCAUCUUGGAAUCCUGCAGAGUCCUCCAACUGCAACAGGCGUAGGGUCCUUCCACAAGAGAUGCAGAAUGACCUGGAACACCAGACCUCACAGGAUCUUCCUCCUCCACCACCCCCAUCUCCCCUGCCUCACCCCCAUUCUCUUCCUCUUCUGGAGAAACAUAUUUCCAUAGUGACCGGCUCUAAUGGUCGCUCAGAACUGAUAGGACGAGUGAUGGGCCAAGGACUAGGGCCAGGACAGGGGGGCUCGGGGCAGAGCAUUACAUCGGGACAGUGUCGGGGUUUGGGUGCGGGUGACUGCGGACCUGGACUGGGCUUAGGUCGAAAUCCGUUGGUUCAGGAGUUGUCUGAACUGGAGGGGCAAAUUCUUGUAAUCAAGCAGCAGCUGCAGACAGCAAUGAGGCGGAAGAGGGAACUAGAACAGUACCAAUCAGAGAACCAGCAAGCAAACCAGACUACACCCAGUCAGCCUCCCAUGCACCAGUCUAACCAGUUUGUUCAGUAUUCCCAGUCCCACCAGCAGACUAACCAACACACAAACUCACUCCCAGAGUUCUGACACUUUUCGCCUUUGUUCUGCCCAAGGAAACAGGAAACUACUUUUUUCCAAAACCUGCUGUUGGUUCACAAGUGGCAGGCGGUACCCAGAGAGCUGGACUGAAAUGUUCUCCAUGGAUCAGAUCCUGCUCUUCAACUUCUGGAAUGUGAGAUUUGGUUUGAAGAGGGGCAUUGGACAAAGGUGAACCAGAUACUCUGAUCAAGUCUGUUCUCACUAGCCUGUUGCUGUUAUACUGAAGAGCUGUGCAUAUCUUCCAUGUUCUUCACCUCCUUUUUACCUCGUUCUGGUCUCUUCAUUCUUGCCUUUUACCAUUCCUACUUCUCUCCACUCCUUACUCUGGACCUUGGCGUCACUUUCCUCAAAGCCUUUUCUCUUCACAGGUUUAGAUUUGCCAGCCAUAACGAUAAGCUUGAACAAAGAAAUUAACACUAUUUGGUAUUUAAACUUAAUAGGUUAAUUCACCUGAGUCUUAUAUUGGGACUCGUUUAUAGUGUAAAUGACCUGGACCUGAACCAAGCCACUUAGGUCUUUAUGUCUUAAUGUCUGAUAGAAACAUUGUACAGCUCAAGGGGGAAAGAAAAUAAAUACAUCUAGUGGUGAUUGGUCGGUUACCAUUGACAACACUGAUCUUAAUGAACAACACAAUUUGGCCCAAUUCUUGUGAGACUUAAAGCAACAAUGUAUAACUUUUCCAUCUUAAAAUCGUAGUUUCAAAGUAGAUCUAAUCGUUCAACAACUUUCCACAUGCAGUAUAGCGUCUCUCCCAUGUCCACAGACCGCCACUGGUCGCAUGCUCAAAGAACUAUGCAAGUUUUGCAGUGGGGCUGCAGUUCUCUCGCGAGAAGUGUGAAUGGCUUUAGGGCACUAGCGGGUUAGCCUGUCUCAGUACUGUUUGAGACAAUGGAUGAGGCUAAGAACUCAGCUAGGAGAUGGAAGAAUACAGUGACCGAUGUAGCUAUGAAGUGAAAAAGAGAGAGUGACUGUGCAAGAAGUGGACAUCCCUGCAGAUAUUAUUCACAACAUAUUGCGACAUACGUUAGGCUGUAUUGUUAUUGGUGUUGUUGUCUCAUGUUUAGCAGCUUUACCGAGUGCAGAAAGUCAUCUUACCCAAGUUUUGUCUCAGGCUUAAUACAAAUAAAUCAAUCAAUCUAUCUUAUCCCAAAAGUUUUCUCUACAGACACAAACAGACAUAUUUGCGCAACAUGCGGUAAUUUUACUGUAACUUGUCUGUCGACAUGAUUCUUUGGCCUCUCACAACAGCAUUCCUCUGCUUGUUAACAAAUGCACGUUGUCUAUGAGGGGGAGUAGUAGGGGAGGCAUGUGUUGUCCAUUACAUAGGUAUGCUGCAGAAUGGGAAUGGGAAGGCUUUGACCAUCUGAUGGUCAAAGCCUGCUGUGUUCAGGCUUUGACCAUCAGAUGCUAUGCCUUAUGCAAAACGGGAGGGUCUGACCUCCGGGAAUAUAGUUCUUGACUUGUAAACUUGAUUUUUAUUCAAUUUUUGUCCACAAGCUCACCAAACAGAAUUCCCACAUACUGUUGCGACUUUGGUGAAGAAACUGUUAUCAGUAUUGAACACAAAAAGACACAAUACAUCAGAAAGACACAUCCAUAUUCAACAAGAACAUCUCGUUGAGAUCUUGUGGUGGGUUAUAGGACAAUAGAAAUCAAAUUUUACUGAUUACUUGGUCAUGUUGUCCUGUACUUCACAGAUGCACUUCUAGUUUUUUAAAUUCUUUGAGUUCUAUAUAUUAUAAUUAUUCUAAUUUGUAAUGUUUAUUCUAAUUUCUUAAUUUCAUCAAUUAAUUGAAUUCAUCCAUUAAUUUUUCAUAGUUUAAUUUAUGAUCUACAAAUAUGACUUAUACAUAACGGCUUUGAGGCUUUAAUACAACAAGUUGUACGUGAAAUCUCUUAAGAUUAAUGAUCCCUUAAUGGUUGUCAUUUUUUCCAGUCAGGGAUCCAAAACAGGACCUUUAUACCAAUCUUCUUAAGAUCACACUGGUGCUCUUGUAAUCUCAGUUUUGGUAAAUUCCCAUUCUUUUAGAGUAAAUGUAAAGGUGUACUUAAACUUGUUGAACUCCUGACACCUUAUUUGAAUAUGAUGAUCAUUCACAAUUGAAUACACUGAUAAGUCUUUCUGUGAUGAGAUCUGUUUUCUUGCACCUUUUCUG
This is a messenger RNA of Labrus bergylta (ballan wrasse), 6206 nucleotides long. NCBI's taxonomy places the organism in Eukaryota, Metazoa, Chordata, Actinopteri, Labriformes, Labridae. The record is from RefSeq and is a predicted model, not a curated record.